UGAUGGUGAUGUACUGUGUACGCAGACGAUCGAGCCGAUCGUAGGUGUUGGCCUGACAACGUGCUAAACAACGCCAGCGCCAGCCGAAUUUUUCCCUCGCGACCACCGGAUCUCGUAUUUCACUGUGGGGUGCAGUAUGAUACCGCACAUUCAUUACACCUAAACUUGACUUUCAUCCAUGUUAGGAAUCUUAUCGUAUACAGGAUAAACUCUCGGAGGAGAAAAUAAUCGAAAAAAUCACUCAACAGCGGGGUGAAUUUCGAACCAGAUUUUUUGGAUAUAUUUACUCCGAAAAUGACGAAGCGUUGUAUAUGCGAGAUCUGCACGUGCGGACGGCAUCGCUGUCCCCAUCGGCCAAAGGGUCCUCAGAAGGCCAAUGGACCCUGCACCAUCUCUGAAUACUCCAACAAGUACAAAGCAUAUCCAGGCAAUGGAAUGCGGGAAAAUUUCAAGCCCAAGCCCCAAAUGUUGAAGAGUGGCGAUCCUAUAUCCGAUGCUACAACAAACAGGCUUGAUUAUAUCCCGCAUGAAGUUGAAAGACCGGCCAUGCAUGUCCCAGAACAGUUCAAACCAAAAGAGGGUGACAUAGACCUCCUGACAUCCUACACUAAAGACUACCCUCAUCGUAAAGCACAACCUGCUAAGAGUUACCGUGGCAACCAAACUAGGGCUGUAUCUCCUGGUGCAUUUAAGGGAACUCCAACAUAUGUUGACGACUACAGGAAGUGGAAUCUUCCUCCAAAGGAACAGCUGAAGGAUCAUCAUGCUUACAUCCCACCCAAUGCAGCUUUCGACGGUCUCUCUACAUUCACCAGGGAUUUUCCUGCUAAAAGGGCAGCAAUGAGACAGAGUAUGAAACCCAAUGAUGAGGCAAAGGUAUCAACUACUCCAUUUGAUGACAAGACAUCGCAUCGCAUGACAUACAUUCCUCAUGCAGCACAACCCAAGUUUGUUCCUGCCAAGCCCCAGUAUAAGAAGAAUCCUCACAAGUUUGAAGGCUUGUCGACUUUCCAGAGGGACUUUAACGCGAAGCAGGGGUAUGUCCCAGAAAGCUGUAAACCAAGCAACACACCAUUAAGGUCCGAUCAGCCAUUUGAUGACAACACUACCUUUAGGCAGUCCUACCAGAAGUGGGAUCUGGCACGUCCUUACCAACAUGUCCCCGAGGCAUGGGUGAAACCUGGUGGCCAAAUAGACUUGAACACCACACAUAACCUGGCAUUCCCGGCACACAAGGUCCAACCCGCCCUCCCGGUUCGCCCACACUCUGGCCGUCACGGACAAAAUGUCCCCUUCGAUGACAGAACCCAGUACAAUCAAGACUUCAAGAAAUGGAAUAGCGUACCAACAAGGCGAGGAGACCCAAGUCAACGGCCGUACGAGAGACCAUCAGUUCCAUUUGAGGGUAUGUCUCACUACCAGACCAACUACCUGGCAAAACAUGCACAUCCAGCAAAGAGCAUGGCUCCUGACAACGUUGCAAAUUUAAGCUCAGAGCCCUUUGAUGACCGUACCAACUACAAGGCUGAAUACAUCCCCAAGGAGUUCUCUCCGUGUCCAGCAAUAGACCUGAAGAAGAGCGGAUUCCAGUAUGCCGACGUCGAUAAUAGGGGUCAUCAGAUAUGGUUGAAGAACCAAACCAAUGGAUCCAUGCAGACAAUGCAGAAAACACCACCCCAACAACUCAAUAUCGAUCAGCCAACGCUUGCAUGAGGCUUGUGCUGAAAGCUCUAAUGAGAAGUAAGUUCAUGUACAAAAUAGUUACAUAAUAUUUUACUGUAUCAUAACAUGUUGCCAAAGCUUCUAAAGACUUAAAGUCCAAGUGAAUAUUUUGAAAUAAAUUUUGUAUAUAAAGAAUGUACAUUGCAGAGAUACAAAAAUAUCAACAAGUUGGAAAGUGUGUUCCCAAUGAGUUGGAGAUAUAUACUUGUGUGUAACAAUGAUACAAGUUGACAUUGGCAUGAUAUACCAAUAUUUAUGAAACAAAGUAAUGAAGUAAAUAUAACAAUUGUAAAAUUAAUAGACUUGAUAAUGGCUUGCCAUCGAUC
Molecule: messenger RNA, 2048 nt
Organism: Lytechinus variegatus (green sea urchin)
Lineage: Eukaryota; Metazoa; Echinodermata; Echinoidea; Temnopleuroida; Toxopneustidae
Product: stabilizer of axonemal microtubules 2-like
Exons: 4
Coding region: 295-1713 (472 amino acids)
Biological process (GO): microtubule anchoring
Cellular component (GO): axonemal microtubule; cytoskeleton; ciliary basal body
Molecular function (GO): microtubule binding
Source: RefSeq, a predicted model, not a curated record